Agrilus planipennis (emerald ash borer) is the source of this 615-nucleotide messenger RNA. Its product is annotated as leucyl-cystinyl aminopeptidase-like. NCBI's taxonomy places the organism in Eukaryota, Metazoa, Arthropoda, Insecta, Coleoptera, Buprestidae. Gene Ontology annotation, molecular function: metalloaminopeptidase activity; zinc ion binding; peptide binding. Bases 1 to 615 code for a protein of 204 amino acids. Gene Ontology annotation, cellular component: cytoplasm. The record is from RefSeq and is a predicted model, not a curated record. Gene Ontology annotation, biological process: proteolysis; peptide catabolic process. The transcript is spliced from 2 exons.
AUGACGAAAUCUAAUGCAGUAGAGGGCUGGGUUUGGGAUAGAUUCCAAAAAUCAGUACGAAUGUCGACAUACCUUGUGGCUUUCGUUGUGUCUGAAUACAAACCUUUGGUCGCUCCAAAAGCCCCUACCAAUAAUGUGAUAUUCAAAAUUUGGUUUUCGGAUCACGAAAACAAUCUAACCAGCUUAGCAGCGAAUACGGCCCCAAAAGGGUUAGAAUUCUUCGAACAGUACCUUAAUAUCAAAUACGUUCUUCCAAAACUAGAUAUGGUAGCUGUAACAAACUUUUGGAAUAGUGCUGUGGAGAAUUGGGGCCUAAUAAUCUUCCGGAAAAUGUAUCUUAUUUAUAAUCCCAAUUUCUUGUCACACUCAAAAAUUACAACCAUUACGAAUCUUAUUUUCCACGAGCUGGCUCACCAAUGGUUUGGAAAUUUAGUUACAAUAAAGUGGUGGAGUGAUAUAUGGCUUAAUGAAGGUUUUGCCACUUUCAUGGCAGCAUUAGCAGUUCAUCAUCUUUAUCCUGAAUGGGAUUCGCUUAAUGAAGAAAGAAUAAAUGAUGUUUCAAUGAUAUUUUCUAUCGAUUGUNAAAAAUUGUUAUUUGCUGUCAAAGGUCUCUGA